AUGUUUGCGAUCAUGCGGUCGCUAUGGCGAUUUCGAAUGUCAAGAAUCUGGAGACUUCGUCGGUGCAAAAUAAUAUUGGUAUUUGUUUUUGUGCUACUUUUUGCCAAUUGGGAUCAUCUGGUUAAAAAUGCGGAAAACAACGAACGGAUGGCGGAACUACCUGGCUGGGAACGCAACAAGUCCCUGAAAAUAGGAUAUUAUAUGGACCCAAUGAAAAACACAACUCUUCUGAUGCCCAAGAAUUUUUGUCGCAGCAAAAUUCUUGUGGUAAUUGCCGUGUGCUCCAGUCUAGAGCACUUUUCUAAGCGGCAGACUAUCCGAGAAACCUGGGGAAAAACGAAAGAGUUUAACUACGGAACUUUUCAAAAAUUACAUAGUCAUCUCGAUGGAAAAUACCUGCCUAUUAUGACAGCUCGUCUGAAGUUGUAUCUAAUAGGAUCUGGUAAAUCGUUGAGCGCCAAAAUAAGGAUUGUAUUCAUCGUAGGGCGAGCCAAGCAAGACUCCCUUCUGGAAUCCGAGAAGUUAUACAGAGAGUCAAAUGAUUACAACGAUAUAAUUCAGGAGAACUUCGUAGACAGCUACCACAACCUGACCAUAAAAUCCGUAAUGGUCCUGAAGCACAUCAGCCGAAGUUGCGCUAGGACCUCUGCCUUCCUUCUGAAAUGCGACGAUGAUAGCUUUGUAAAUGUGCCCAACCUGAUCCAUUUCCUACUGGGUGGCACAAUACCUCUCUAUAAGGACACUGUGGAGUAUCACAAUCUUGCCAACUACAAAGUUAUGUCGCCGUGGAUUCGGCUAAACUCCACCAGAGGAGUGAUGUACGGCAACAAGUUCUGCAACAUGGAAGCCAACAGCGAUGCGUCGAGUCCUUGGUACAUGCCGGAAUACAUGUUCGCGGGAGCCAAGUAUCCACAGUACCUUUCCGGAACCGGCUAUCUGCUCUCCAUCGAUGUGGUGCAGCGGCUGUACGAGGAAGCGCUAACCACACCCCUCGUCCACCUGGAGGACGUCUUCGUAACUGGAAUUUGUGCAGAGAAAGCGGGAAUCCAGCGAAGCCAUCAUCCACUCUUCAACUACCUCCACGGGAAGCCACUGUGCACCCUGAAGGGAAUCAUAACACUGCAUCCGAUACCCGAGGACAAAAUGUUACAGGCCUGGAACUUUGUUUCCAACUUCAACACCAAAUGUCCUCCACCAGAUCGGCAUGGAAUCAAAAGGUUUAUUACUGAGAAAUCGCACUGUUAGCAUCAUCCACUGAAGUGGUCUUUAUUCGUCAUAAGAUAGCUUAGAAAUACACAUUUAAAUUAAUAUCAAUCUAUUCCUCUAUUGAUAAAUUUAUUUGCAAUGGUUUUUCGUAUUCCAUUAAUUAUCUGGCUAUAUAUUUAUAAAUAAACAUUUAGGGGAGAUACAAAAUUGUUCUUCUUAAAUUGCU
This is a messenger RNA of Drosophila ficusphila, 1432 nucleotides long. Its product is annotated as beta-1,3-galactosyltransferase 1. Gene Ontology annotation, cellular component: membrane. Lineage: Eukaryota; Metazoa; Arthropoda; Insecta; Diptera; Drosophilidae. Gene Ontology annotation, molecular function: hexosyltransferase activity. The record is from RefSeq and is a predicted model, not a curated record. Bases 1 to 1245 code for a protein of 414 amino acids. The transcript is spliced from 2 exons.